CCCUACCAAUUUCAAAAUAGUAAUGGUGCGGUGUUGUUCUUAACCUAAUUUUUUGAGCAAUUAACAAAAAAUAUCAAUUUCGAUAUUUUACUUUCUCCUGGCUGGCUUAAGUGAUUAACUUUAACUGACGAGUACAUUACAGCUGGCAGCAAAUUAAUAAAUUCAAUAUGCCACCUAAGAAGCAUGAUGAACCGGAAAGGAAGCCGUUGAUCGGACGCAUUGGCACCAAUCUGCGCAUUGGCAUCGUUGGCGUACCCAAUGUGGGCAAGUCAACCUUUUUCAACGUUCUGACACAGAGCGCAGCGCCGGCUGAGAAUUUCCCCUUCUGCACCAUUAAGCCGAACGAGAGUCGCGUGCCCGUGCCUGACCAGCGUUUUGAGUUCCUCGUGGAAUACCACAAGCCUGCCAGCGUUGUGCCCGCCUAUCUCAAUGUGGUAGACAUUGCCGGAUUGGUUAAAGGCGCCGCAGAGGGACAGGGACUGGGAAACGACUUCCUUUCGCACAUUAGUGCUUGUGAUAGCAUUUUCCAUUUGUGUCGAGCCUUCGAGGAUCCGGAUGUGACGCAUGUGGAGGGUGAGGUCGAUCCUGUACGUGAUCUGGAAAUCAUUGCAGAGGAGCUGCGUCUCAAGGAUGAAGAGAAACUCUUGCAGUGCCUCGACAAGCUCGAAAAAGUUGUGGCUCGUGGAGGAGACAAGAAGUUGAAACCAGAGUACGACUCCAUGCUGAAAAUCAAGGAAAUAUUGGUGGAUCAGAAGCGUCAUUUGCGCUUUGAGGACUGGAAUGCUCAUGAUAUUGAGACGCUAAACAAGUAUUUGUUCUUGACAUCAAAACCGGCCAUUUACUUGGUAAAUCUGUCCGACAAAGAUUUUAUACGCAAGAAGAAUAAGUGGCUACCCAAGAUUAAGGAGUGGAUUGACAAGCACGAUCCAGGUUCACUACUUAUACCGUUCUCAGGCGCAUUUGAGCAGCAAUUAACCGAAAAGGACGAUUUGGAGCGUAAGGCCUACGAGGAUGAGACGAAAUGCAAGAGCCAGCUGGAAAAGAUUAUUGUUACUGGUUAUAAGGCCCUGCAGCUGGAAUAUUUCUUCACUGCAGGCCCCGACGAGGUUAAGGCAUGGACGGUACAAAAGGGCACAAAGGCACCCCAAGCUGCUGGACGGAUUCACACCGAUUUUGAGAAGGGUUUCAUCAUGGCCGAGGUGAUGCACUUUGAAGACUUCAAGGCCGAGGGAAGCGAGGUUGCCGCAAAGGCGGCUGGCAAAUACCGUCAGCAGGGACGUAACUACACUGUCGAGGAUGGCGAUAUAAUAUUCUUCAAGUUCAAUGCCGGUGCCGGUCUAAAGGAUGCCAAGAAGAAAUGAUGUCGUCUUUCCGCCUACAUCAUUAUGUGCAUUAUCUUGUACAUGAAUUUAAUUUUGUACUCGCAACUGUUUCGCUUCGCUUGAUAUUCUCUUCAAAAAAAAAGAAAUAAACUUCAAAAAGAAUAAAAAAAAAACAA
This is a messenger RNA of Drosophila innubila, 1498 nucleotides long. RefSeq names its product obg-like ATPase 1. Bases 168 to 1361 code for a protein of 397 amino acids. Gene Ontology annotation, molecular function: ATP hydrolysis activity; GTP binding; ATP binding. The record is from RefSeq and is a predicted model, not a curated record. NCBI's taxonomy places the organism in Eukaryota, Metazoa, Arthropoda, Insecta, Diptera, Drosophilidae. Gene Ontology annotation, cellular component: cytoplasm. The transcript has 2 exons.